AUGUAUAUAUUGUGCAUCAACCCUCCAAUAAAUUCCAACAUGGUUCUUCGCAGCUUUGUCAACCUCACGGAACGGACAGGAGCGUCGUUUGCGCGGCGGCGGGCGUCCAACGUGUCGUCCUCGUCGGGCAGCAAGUGCUAUUCGCACCCCUUUUUCAAGCCCUCCUACUCGAAGCCCCAGGAUCUACUCAUAGUGGAUGACGUUGCCCGUGAGGACUCUGGUCGCAAAACACGGUACAGCCGGUACUGCAACAUCCUUACGCCCGCGGCGAUGGUGACGCGCAACUAUGUGAUAUUCGACCAGUCGCAAAACACCGACGAUGAGACCCGUGGGCAAACCCCGAUCCUGCUCAAGAAGGCAGGCGGCAAAACAAACAAGAACGGCCACAUGAGUGUGUGCGUGGGCGCGGUCGCCAACGGCCGUCGCCAGCUGCGGCUUCGGCGGUCGAAUUCCACCACCGUGCGCACCUUUGCCCUGGAAAGACCGACUGGCAGGAGAGAGUACUCUACGGUGCACGAACUGGAACGACAGCUGCGCGAUCUCCAGGUGGGGGAGAUGGGGGAGACGGGGGAGACUGCUGAGAAGUCUGAGCAGGCGAAGGAAGUCGAUCCAGCCACCCCACUCUCGGUUCACGAACGUCUGAUUGACGAGCUGCUGUCCAGCAACCGGCCGAGCGAGGUGCUGGCCGUCUACUUCAACCUCAGAGGCAAGGGUUUAGUCCCCACCACUGCUCUGUACAACAAAGUCUUGCGCUCGAUCCCGCAACGCACCGACACCGGUGAGUCCGCCGAGGACAAGCUCACACACCUGCUCAACGUGUACUCGGACAUGUUGUCCAACAAUUUGAAGCCAUCCGACGAGACAUACGAGCUGGUGGUGGGCCCACUGCUGAAGGGCGCGCAGAACAGCUAUAGCACGGGCGAGUUCCGCAACAGCAACGACUUCUUCCGCAUUGCGCUCGAGCUGUUCCUCAUAAGCCACAACUCCAACGCGGCCAUCCGCUUCGACCAGGCCGUCUACCACGACCUCGUGCGGGGCCUAAACAGGUUCAAGUGUGUGCAGAUUCUCGCUGCCGACAAGCUCUACGAGCUGCUCAAGUCACGUGUCGAUUUGACCGAAAACUUAGGCCUGUUUUUGCAGCUGCUCAAAUACGCCGGUUACUCCAAAAACACCGGCCUUGUCAACGCCCUAUACCACGAUAUCAACGACAGCAUCGAUGCCAAGGUGCUGGAGGCACAGCAGUACGACAUUUACGCUGUCAUGCUCGAGUCACUCCUUCUUUGCGGUCAGUCCGCCGAGGCAGCCGCUUUUCUCGACCAGGUGGUCGGCCACUGCGACAAGUCGGAGCAGCAUGCGCUUUCCAAGCUCCUCUCGAGCUUCAUUGCCGGUCAGGCUGCCCUAGACCCCGCCAAGGCCUACAAUUCGUACCUCAAAUUCAACGCCGUCGACUGGCUGCCAGAGGUGUCUGUGGCCAGUCUGGCGCUCGUGAUGAGAAAGUUCCUCGACGGUAACGACUUCGGCUCGGCAUUACAGGUGUGGAACAUGAUCGUGCCGCGCAAAGACUUCGACGAGGCUAUCCAACAGCUUGUUCAGCACGACGACUACGAGUAUCUCUCGUCGAUGGUUGACACUCUUGUCGGCGCAGCGCUCGACAGAAUGGACAGACAGAACCUCAUCAGAUUUACAAGAGAAAUCAUCAUCAAGGACAGCCUCGUGCUGUCAAACGAGUCGCUCCUGAACCUCGUGUCGUACCUCAACUCGAACGAGAGACAAACCGAGCUCGCCACGGCGCUCGUCAUCAACCAGGGUUACAAGAAGUCCAGAGAUGGCACGAGCCUCAACAACUACCUGUCGCUGCUCGUCGAUUUCCUCACCCCAUCCCAGUACCAGUCCCUUUUCGGCUCAGGACUCUUCAAGACUGCUGUGGAGCAGUAUAGAGUGGUCAACGACAACAUCUACGGCCUGAUCAAGAUCUUUGAUUAUGUCAGCAACCUGUCGCAGAUGACGGACCAAAUCAAGCUCAAGAUGAAGUACUACGGCAAGGUGCUGAGCUUUGAGUUUGAGGACGCGUCCAACCACUAUGUGCAGCUGCCGGCUGAGCUGACGAGGUUUAAGCAGUAUGUCUCGCAGCUGGCAGAAUGA
Messenger RNA from Ogataea parapolymorpha DL-1, 2142 nucleotides. Its product is annotated as ribonuclease P. The transcript has a single exon. Gene Ontology annotation, molecular function: protein binding. Bases 1 to 2142 code for a protein of 713 amino acids. The record is from RefSeq and is a predicted model, not a curated record. Lineage: Eukaryota; Fungi; Ascomycota; Pichiomycetes; Pichiales; Pichiaceae.